Molecule: messenger RNA, 4421 nt
Organism: Drosophila subobscura
Lineage: Eukaryota; Metazoa; Arthropoda; Insecta; Diptera; Drosophilidae
Gene: kek3
Exons: 4
Coding region: 681-3749 (1022 amino acids)
Molecular function (GO): protein binding
Source: RefSeq, a predicted model, not a curated record
CGGAGGACAGUUUGCAGCGGCAAAUCAGUCGAAUCGGGAGCGUGGCGAUGUUCGUUUUGCGGCAGUUAUCGUUGCGGCCGGAGUGGCAGUUGCCAGUUGCUUGAAACAGGAGCUGCCAACUGAAUGUGUGAUUUCUGCGAAGUGCAAUCCAUCACAAAACAAACAACAACAACAACGACAGAGAGUGCUUACAAUUGCCUAAAAGGCCAGAGGACAACAAAAUAGAAUAGUUGCCAAAUAUAUUCCAUGAGAAGUGGCUAAAACAAUAAGCACCGGGCGCUUUAAAACUCCCCUCUGUCCCUCCCUGCCCCUCUCUAACUCUCGCUAUCUCUCUCGGAAAACACAAACUAUGAAGCAAAACUGUGGCAGCAUCAGCAACAUCAUCAACAACAGCAGCAGGUCCACUCUUUGGGCCAUCAGCAAGAGCAACACAGCCCACAAUGUUCCAUGGCUAAUACAAAAGUAACAAACAACAAAUUGCCAGCAACAACUAAGCCAAAAGUUCGCCAAAGCAUUUGAUGCUAAAACAACAACCACAGCAGCAGCAGCAGCAGCAUCAACAGCAGCAGCAGUGGCAACACUUUUACGAGUCGCCAACUACAUUUUUACAACGAAUUUUUGUUAUUGCACAAGGCUUGAGGGAGUGGUCUGAUAGGAAUCAGCUCAUCUUCUAGUAUGCCAUGGCAGCGGCAGCAGCCACAUCGUCGCUGGAGGAUCGAGCAAGACCCCACGACAUAGCCAGCGACAACAGCGCCCAGCAUCGCACGCUGGCGACGAAGGUGCGCCGAAAAGAGUCGCGACCCCUGCGCCGCCUGCAUCCGCCCAUACCGCUGGGGCAGCUCCUGUGGCUGCUGUGCUGCCUGAGCCAGCUGCGCGCCGAGUGCCCCUCUGUAUGCGAGUGCAAGUGGAAGAGCGGCAAGGAGUCCGUCUUGUGCCUUAAUGCCAACCUCACACAUAUCCCCGAGCCGCUCGACGCCGGCACACAGCUGCUCGACCUCAGUGGCAACGACAUUCAGUCCAUUCCCGAUGACAGCUUCGCCGCUGCACAGCUGCUCAACCUCCAGAAGGUCUACCUGGCCCGCUGCCGCCUGAAGCUCAUUGAGCGGCACGCUUUCCGCAAGCUCAUUAACCUUGUGGAGCUGGAUCUGAGUCACAACCAGCUGGGGGCGAUCCCCUCGCUGGCCCUCUACCACGUAUCGGAGCUGAGGGAGCUGCGGCUGAGCGGAAACCCCAUCCUGCGUGUCCCCGACGACGCCUUCGCACACGUGCCGCAGCUGGUGCGCCUGGAGAUGAGCGACUGCCGCCUGGUCUUCAUUGCGGUGCGAGCUUUUGCCGGUCUAGAGAGCACCCUCGAGUGGCUGAAGCUGGAUGGCAAUCGGUUGAGCGAGGUGAGGAGCGGCACCAUCACCUCUCUGUCCUCGCUGCACGGCCUGGAGUUGGCCGGCAACGAGUGGAACUGCAGCUGCGCCCUUCGUCCGCUUAGGGCCUGGAUGCUGCAGCAAAACAUACCGAGCGGGAUUCCACCCACCUGCGAGUCUCCCCCCCGACUGACUGGCCGCGCCUGGGACAAGCUGGACGUGGACGACUUUGCCUGCGUGCCGCAGAUCGUGGCCACAGACACGACGGCGCACGGCGUGGAGGGGCGCAAUGUCACGAUGAGCUGCUACGUGGAAGGAGUGCCCCAGCCGGCUGUGAGGUGGCUGCUCAAGAAUCGUCUCAUAGCGAACCUCAGCGCGGGCGGCGAAGACUCCGAUGAGCCUCGCACUGCGGCGGCCACACAGGGCCGCAAGACCUACGUCGUCAAUAUGCUGCGGAAUGCCUCGAACCUGACGAUACUCACAGCGGAUAUGCAGGAUGCUGGAAUCUACACGUGUGCGGCAGAGAACAAGGCCGGCAAGGUGGAGGCCAGCGUGACUCUGGCCGUAUCUAGGCGUCCCCCGGAAGCUCCGUGGGGUGUACGGAUUGUUCUGUUGGGCGUAGUGGCCGCCCUGCUGUUUGUGGUUGGCUCCUCGUUCGCGGCCAUCUGUCUGUGCUCCCUGAGGAGGCGCCGGAAACUGCGGCUCUGGAACUCCGUGCCACCCGUAAGACGCAGCGAGAGUUAUGAGAAGAUCGAAAUGACGGCCCGAGUGCGGCCGGACCUGGGCGGAGGAGCCAGCUGCGGCGGCGGCAGUGCCAAUGGUGGCGGGCUCUUCCACGAUGCCGAGGAGCACGGCUAUCUCCGAGCCGCCCACACACCCCUCAACGACAACGAUGCGGGCCAGGCGGCCAUUGUGAAUCCCAGUGCGGGUAGUGCCCAGCGCCGCAAUGGCGAUUAUCUACAUGUGUCCACGCACUGCGACGACGACGAGGAAGACCACCAGCAGCAGCAGCAGCAGCAGCAGCCAUCGCGAAAGACUUCUAUGGGAGGCGAGUCGACAAAGCGACAGGCAGGCAAUGUUGUCUCCGCAUCCGCAUCCACAUGCACAUCCGCUGCGAAUAAUUCAGUGGCUGUGGCGCUGGAGGAAACGGAUCUGCACAUCCCGCGCCUGAUUGACAUCGGCGGCACUGAUUCUGCAUCCAGCUCCAUCUCCAGUCAAGUGGAUGCCGCUGCUCGUCUGGCUGGCUAUGGCGGGCAUGCUGUGGCGUGGAAGACGACGCCCAUAGCCACCACCAAGAUCACUUCGCCGCACAGUAAGCCCACAGCGAUAAGUAUGCCAAACCAACCCAAUCAGGGUGCAACUAGCGCGGCCACGCCCUACUCCCGCUACGGCAAUCACCCGGCAGAUGAGAUGGCCACGUCCGUAUUUUGCAGCAGCAACGGGGAUGGGCCGGAUAACGAUCUUUUCGACAGCAACUAUCCGGAUCUGCUGGACAUAGCCAAGUAUGCGGUGGCUCAGGCCCAUCAGCAGCACCAGCAGCACCAGCAGCAGCAAGGCCACGGAUAUACACAGGGGAUGGCAGCGCCCAAUGGGGGGCUGUGCACGCUGCCCCGGAAGCUAAAGACGAGCGGCAAGUACUUUCGAAACUCUUCGGACAGUCAGUCGCCGCUGCUGGCGGAUAACUCCAGCAAGUAUGGCAGCAGUACCCUGGGAGAUGGAAGCUUUCUCAACGAGGCCAUGGGCCUGGGAAGGCGCUACUCUGCGGAGUCCAGCUACGCCAACUAUUCCAGCACCACAACCUACACCGGCGGUGGCCAGAGGGCCAACAGUUUCCUCAAUCUGGUCCAGAGCGGAGCGCACAAGGGCGGGCCCCACAGCAUCGGGCACAAGCCCAGUCUGCCAUCCAGUCCGGUGCAGCAUCAGCGCUCCUUGAGCAGUGCGGCCACGCCGCUGCUGGACUUCUCGGCACUGGCCAACAGAGCUGCGGGAGCAGCCAACUCCUCGGUGGCCGCCUACGACUAUCACGCAGCGCAGCUCGAGCGGUUCCUUGAGGAGUACCGCAACCUGCAGGAUCAGCUGUGCAAGAUGAAGGAGACCUGCGACACCAUCCGCAAGAAGGAGACGCCCCUGAGGGUGGCCAUUGGCCAGUCGGCCGCCCAGCUGGCCGAUCCAGUGAUGUACAGCGCCGCCUCGCACAGCCCCAAGGCGCCGGCAGCCACCAACCUGAAGACGAAGACUCUGCUGCCAGGCCAGCCGCCAGAUCCGCCGCCCUACUGGCUGCACCGCAAUGCCAUGCUCAAGCGACUGAACGGCGAUGGCAAUGGGAGUACGAGUGCGACUGGCGUUGGUCCCUCCUCUCCCCAGCCUGGACAGGAUAUUUUCAAGAGCUAAUCGAACCCGUGUACAGAUGGAUGGAUAAAUGAAGAUCAUCCUGGAAGAUGUUGAGAGUCUUUGGCUGGCCAGAGAGGGCAUGAUCCUGCAGUUAUAUGCGAUAAGCCUAGCCUGCAAGGUCAUGCCAUCACUCUGAUUGCAUUUGUCUGCAUAGGUAGUAAGGAUUAGGUAGCUGGAGGACGGACAGUCAACUGGCUCCAUGGCCAGCCCCCUCUGUUGUAUUAUAGACACACUUUUCCACUCUUUAUACUCGCUAAUACGCAAUAUUAAACGGAUUCCCCGGAAGCAAGGGGAAGGCAGACAAUGUAAGUGUAUAGUAUCAAACCCUUAGAAAGAAAAAACACAAUCUCGAAAACUCUUAACGGAACCCUAACCCUAAAACGCUCUCGUGUUAGUCUAACUAAAAGUGUUUUUGUACUUUAAGCGAUCUCAAUAUAGAAGAAGGAUAAUCUAGUUGACCUUGUAAUAUUGUAAGUUCAUUUGCGUUGGCACAGACUGCAGGAAUUAAUCGAUUGAUUGAUGUACUUAAUGUAUUGUUUGAUUGUUAGAUGGUUUUAUUUUUAGGUACAGCAAAAACCAACUUCAAGUUAGACAUUAAACUGAAAUUGUAAGCCAAUUAAAUCGACAAACGAAAACUCUACACACUAAAUUCAGUCUAAUGAAGAAAAUUGU